UACAACUUACUCUGUACCUUAAUGAUAUAAAAAAUCUCUUCAUUGGUAAAUAGACCGUCUUUGCUCGGUCACUAACCAGAGGCCAGCCUCACCCCUAUAAUAAUAAUAAUAACGGCCUCCUCCCGCCCAUUUCGCCCUCGGCCCCAGCAAAGCUUGACUCUGCACCCACGAUCGUUACCACUUACCAGCAUGCGGUGGGCUGCCGGUCUCUUCCUCUCCCUGGCCGUGCGCCUGGCCACUGCCCUGCCGACUCCCGCGGAGGACGAGGCAGAUGAGGGAACCUGUUCCUGGGACGAAAUCGACGAGGCCAUCUACCAGCUCGAGCAGCUGGCCGAUGCCGCUGUCUUCUGCCAGGAACUGCUGCACGACACCGUCACCGCCACAGAGACCAGCACCGCCACAGCCGCCGCCGCCACAACAGUGACCCUCACCGACUCCCACACGGACUUUGUCACGACCACCUCUCGUUUCCCCCCCUGGGCCAGCAGCAGCGUCUACCUGGCCGCCGUCACCAAGACCACCACGCUCUCUUCCUCGCAUGUGCUCUCGUACACCGCCGUCGACUCGCUGACCAGCACGGUCAUCGAGACCGCGCAGGAGACCGUCACCGAUGUCCUCGAGGCGACCGUCUUCGGCGCGGUGACCGAAAUCACCACCCAGACCUAUCUCAACACCAUCACCAGCUACACUACGACCGUCGUGACCGACUAUGCCUCUGCCGUCGCGUCGAGCGUCGUCGUUGUCACCGUCACCGACCCGGUGACCAUCACCGUCCCCAGCCUCCAUACCGAGACCGUCACCCUGUCGGUCACCGAGACCGAGACCGAGACGGCGACCGAUACGGUUUCUGAAUCCACGACACAGGACGUCACCGUCACCAAUACCGAGACGGUGCCUACAACUGUUCUGCAGACGGAGCUGAGCAGUGUGACGAGUACCGUCGAGACCACCGAUGUGGACUACCUGACGUCCACCAUCACCUCCGUGUUGACCGACGGCGUCACCGUCACCGCCACCACCACUACCACUGCUGCCGCGGCGGCAGAUAAGCGCGAUCUCCUCGAACGACGAACCGCUGUGUCGACCCCGGCCGCGCUGGCAACCUUCCCAGCAGAUGUUCUGUCGGAGGCUUGCUGGGAGCUGGACUUUGGUCCCUCGACGGCGACUGCCUGGACAACAACGACCGUCGCCGGCGAAACUGAGACGGUGACGGUCGCUGCUACGACGGUCACCGUCGUCGUGGAUGCCUCGUCCGUGCGGGUCGUGGAUCUGACCUCGUCGACCGUUGUCUGGGACACGGUCACGGCCACGGAUCUUGUCUCUGUUACCGUCACAGACGAUGAAUGGGCCGCCGAGACGGACACUGUCACCUCCGUGACCACUGUGGACAUCGACUCCGUGACCACGGUCGACAGCACGGUCUGGCAGACCAGCACCACGACACAGGACGUGACCACCGAUCUUCCGGCCACGUCGACCGUGGAGCUCACGACGACCCAGACUGAUCUGGUUACAUCGGAUGCCACCGUGUACGACACCACCACCCAGACCACGGAUAUCACGGUGACCGCCACGGCCUCGACGACCACCACCAGCACAGCCAGCACCACCGUCGACACGACCGUCACCGCGACGAUCACGUCGACCGUGUCGGUGACGGCGACGGUGGCCCUGCCAACUACUCUGGAAACCGUUGUUGUCGACAGCACGACCAUCACCAACACCGUUGAGACCACAAGUGUGGUGGACGUGACUGUCACUGUGACCACCUCGACGACCACCACAACGACAACGACAAUCACCACGACUCCCACUUCAAGCGUCAGCUGCAACCUGCUCACCAACGGGGACUUUGAAGACGGUUCCACCACUGGCUGGACCCUGUCUUACUCGACCGCCACGGGCGCCUACGCGCUCGUCGACGAAGGCGCCGUUUACGCGCUGGAGAUGGAAGUGACUUCCAGCAAAGGUGGUAAUUUCAAGAUAUACCAGACCAUCGAUACCGUUUCAGGGACUGAGUAUACCAUUGAAUUCACCUAUUAUGCUGUCCCCCCCAGCACCACCGGCGAGAAGUACGAUUAUAUUGUGUCUAGCUUCGGCUCAACCACCAAGUCCUCGCUGUUUUCAGCGCUCACGGUGAAUGCAUGGGCUACCUACUCGACCACCGCCACGGCUACCUCUGAUUCGACCGUUUUCCUCCUUGAGCUGCUUACUACAACCGGCACAGCAACCCUCUAUAUCGAAUCGGUCAGCAUUUACGAGACGGCCAAUGCCGCCACCUGUGCAUGAUGAUGUCCUUGUAUCUAUCCCAUAUACUGUAUCUAUACGCAAUUAGAUAUCU
Messenger RNA from Penicilliopsis zonata CBS 506.65, 2341 nucleotides. RefSeq lists its product as hypothetical. The coding region runs from base 190 to 2289 and encodes 699 amino acids. The record is from RefSeq and is a predicted model, not a curated record. The transcript has 2 exons. NCBI's taxonomy places the organism in Eukaryota, Fungi, Ascomycota, Eurotiomycetes, Eurotiales, Aspergillaceae.